UUUCAACUUCUUCUAGGUCCUUCUCUCACAAAAACGAAAGAACUCGUCUGGGAGGGAAGGGACGCAGAACGCGUUGGAAGUUCGAGAGCUGUAUCGCACACAGAGUUGUGACAACUGCACACUCAUCAUGGACAAUUUUGUCAAUCACUACAGUGUUCUGGGGUUACCCUCCGGUGAUGAAGGAGCAAAGCUUAGCGAAAAGGAAAUUUCCAAAGCAUACAAAUUGAAAGCUUUGGAACUUCACCCAGAUAAGCGGCCAGAUGAUCCAAAUGCCCAAGCUAACUUCCAAAACUUGAAGACAUCAUACGAGGUUCUCAAGGACGAAAAUGCUCGUAAAUUGUUUGAUGAAUUUCUUAAGGCCAAGCAAGAGAAGAUUCGCCAACAAUCUGUGCAAGGUACCAAGCGGCAAAAGAUGAUGGUGGAUCUUGAGAAGAGAGAGCAGGCGGCAUGUGCACCAGACUUGGAUGCGCAAGCACGGAAGGAGGAGGAGAGGAUCGCCAAGAAGUUGAGAGGUGAGAUUAAUAGUGUACGGGAAAGGCACAGACCCAGAGCUGCUACCACCAAGUCUGAGGCAGAGGGAGUGGUGGCUGCUACAAAAACUGUGUGUGGUGACCUUUCCAAUCCACUGCUGGUUGUGCCUCUUCAACGAGAAGCAGCAAUGGAGUUUCCUACUGCUGAAAAAUCUGCUGAGACUGAAAACCUAAGCAAUCUGGUUGGGGCUGGUUAUCAAGCAUUUGAAGAUUCUGUGCUGGAAAAACUACAAAAGGCUGCAAGGAGCCAGAAAUAAUACUCUUGAAGAUUUGAGGGUGGAUGGUGUUUGAUGAGCAUUCUCAAGCUUCGUGAUGAUAUGGCAUUUUUUUUCUUACUUUGACUGAGACAUGAUUUUUUCAGUUGUUGGAGGAUGAUGGGUCUUAACCAAAAGUCUCUGACUCUUGUGUAGCAAAAUCAAAGGCCAUAUGUUGCUCUUACCUGAUAUCAUGUAUUGUAACUCAAGCAGGAAAAAAAAGGACCUAGCUCAACAUCUGCCUAAAGAUUGACCAUUAAGGACUUUUGAGUAUUCUUGAAUGUUGCCGGGACUGAUACCUCUUUCCAUUCCUUUUUUGUAAAUUAUUACUCAUUUUAAUGGUUAGGAAGGUGGAUUGUCGUGGACUUUAUUUCAGGAAAGAUGUAUGGUUCAAAAAAUAUUUGAUACUAUUUUUGACACCUGGAUGUUUUCGUGUUGGAA
Messenger RNA from Carica papaya (papaya), 1225 nucleotides. The record is from RefSeq and is a predicted model, not a curated record. Lineage: Eukaryota; Viridiplantae; Streptophyta; Magnoliopsida; Brassicales; Caricaceae.